This is a messenger RNA of Gymnogyps californianus (California condor), 1776 nucleotides long. RefSeq names its product arylsulfatase family member I (gene ARSI). The transcript is spliced from 2 exons. NCBI's taxonomy places the organism in Eukaryota, Metazoa, Chordata, Aves, Accipitriformes, Cathartidae. The record is from RefSeq and is a predicted model, not a curated record. The coding region runs from base 17 to 1738 and encodes 573 amino acids.
CGCAGCGUGCUCCGGGAUGGCCGUCUAUGCCCUCACGGGCUUCUCGCUCGUCAGCCUGCUCAGCUUUGGCUACUUAUCCUGGGACUGGAUGAAGCCCAGUUUGGUGGCCGACGUGGCCACGGACCCCAUGGAGAAAUUGCUGCCUCCCGCCUUCGCCAGGCCACCCCACAUCGUCUUCAUUCUGACCGAUGACCAGGGCUACCACGACGUCGGGUAUCAUGGCUCAGAUAUCCAGACGCCAACACUGGACAGGCUGGCAGCGGAGGGCGUUAAGCUGGAGAACUACUACAUCCAGCCCAUCUGCACCCCGUCCCGCAGCCAGCUGAUAACUGGCAGGUACCAGAUCCACACAGGGCUCCAGCACUCCAUCAUCCGCCCUCGGCAGCCCAACUGCCUGCCCCUUGACCAGGUCACCCUGCCCCAGAAGCUGCAGGAAGCUGGCUACUCCACGCACAUGGUGGGCAAGUGGCACCUUGGCUUCUACAAGAAGGAGUGCCUGCCCACCCGUCGGGGCUUUGACACCUUCCUGGGCUCCCUGACAGGCAACGUGGACUACUACACCUACGACAACUGCGACGGGCCGGGCGUCUGCGGCUAUGACCUGCAUGAAGGGGAGGACGUGGCUUGGGACCAGAGCGGGAAGUACUCCACCUUCCUCUAUGCCCAGCGCGUCAGCAAGAUCCUGGCAUCCCACAGCCCCAAGGAGCCCAUCUUCAUCUAUGUGGCCUUCCAAGCGGUCCACACACCUCUGCAGUCACCCAAGGAGUACAUCUACCGCUACCGCUCCAUGGGCAACGUCGCUCGCCGCAAGUAUGCCGCCAUGGUGACGUGCAUGGACGAGGCGGUGAAGAACAUCACCUGGGCCCUCAAGAAGUACGGUUAUUACGACAACAGCGUGAUCGUGUUCUCCACUGACAACGGUGGGCAGACCUUCUCUGGGGGAAGCAACUGGCCGCUACGGGGCCGCAAAGGGACGUACUGGGAAGGGGGAGUGCGUGGCAUCGGUUUUGUCCACAGUCCCCUGAUCAAGCGCAAGCGCCGGACCAGCUGGGCGCUGGUUCACAUCACGGACUGGUACCCAACUCUGGUCAGCCUGGCCAGGGGCAACCUGAGCAACGUCCCAGGCUUGGAUGGCUACAAUGUCUGGCCUGCCAUCAGCGAGGGCAAGGAGUCGCCACGAACCGAAAUCCUGCACAACAUCGACCCCCUGUACAACCACGCCAAAUACGGCUCCUUGGAGGAUGGCUUUGGCAUCUGGAACACAGCCGUGCAAGCCUCCAUCCGGGUCAGGGAGUGGAAGCUCCUCACUGGUGACCCAGGGUACAGCGACUGGAUCCCCCCGCAGACCCUGACCAACUUCCCGGGGAGCUGGUGGAACCUGGAGCGUCUCACCGAUGGCCUGAGGAAGUCCGUGUGGCUCUUCAACAUCACUGCCGACCCCUAUGAGCGCUACGACCUCUCGGACCAGCGCCCAGAUGUGGUCAGGACCCUCCUGAUGAGGUUGGUGCACUACAACCGGACAGCCAUCCCAGUGCGGUACCCUGCGGAGAAUCCCCGGGCUCACCCAGACUUCAACGGAGGCGCCUGGGGACCUUGGGCCAGCGAGGAUGACGGGGAGGAGUGGGAAGGCAUCGGGGAGCCCCUGAAAAGUAGGAACAAGAAGAAGAAGUGCAAGAUCUGCAAGCUGCGCUCUUUCUUCCGCAAGCUGAACACCAGGCUCAUGUCCAACCGCAUCUGAUGGGAGACUCCCCCAGCAUCGACCCAGCCUGGCCAGGG